This is a messenger RNA of Zingiber officinale, 1548 nucleotides long. Its product is annotated as zinc finger MYM-type protein 1-like. Lineage: Eukaryota; Viridiplantae; Streptophyta; Magnoliopsida; Zingiberales; Zingiberaceae. Bases 1 to 1548 code for a protein of 515 amino acids. The record is from RefSeq and is a predicted model, not a curated record. The transcript is spliced from 2 exons.
AUGCCUCCUAAAUAUCUAUCUGGAGCUCAAAAGGGAAAAAUGAAACAAAGGGAGGAAGCAUUAAUUCAAAGUCAAGCCGGUGAUAUUAACAAAUAUUUUAUUAGAAGUAGCAGAAUAGAAAGAGAGGAAUUAGGGGAUAAUUUGGUGAUUGAAGAACAAAGCCACAAUGAAAAUGAAGAAUUGGUUGAGGUUGCCAAUUUGAUUGAGUCAAAUGAAAAUUUAGAAGAAGACUCUCAACCUGGAAAAUUAAAUUUGAUUAUGAAUUUGGAGGAUCCUGAAAAUUGGAAUAACAUUGAUAAAAAAUUGAGAGAUUACUUAAUCGAAAUGGGUCCAAAAAGAGUGAAUGAUUUUUUGUUUCCUAAGGAUAGUAACAAUAGGCAUUUUGAUUCAUCACAUUAUACACGGGUAAUGGCAAAUGGACAAACAUUAGAUAGAAGAUGGCUUGUAUAUUCUAUUUUAUUGGAUAAAAUAUUUUGCUUCUGUUGCAAGUUGUUCAAGACUGAACAAAUGAUGAGUAGAAUGGGGAAUUUGGGUAAUGAAGGAUACAAAGACUGGCGUAAUAUGCAUAGAAGUCUUAAACAACAUGAAGCUAGUAGAGACCAUAUGGAUUGCAUAAUUGCUUGGGUUGAAUUAGAAAAGAGGCUGAAAAAAAAUCAAACAAUUGAUUACAGUAUGCAACUUCAAUUCAACAAAGAAAGACAACAUUGGAGGCAAGUGUUAACAAGAAUAAUUUCCAUUGUGAAAACACUUGCCAAAAAUACUUUGGCAUUUCGAGGGGAUGAUGAGAAACUUUAUGUCGAGAACAAUGGGAUAUUUUUGCAAAUGAUAGAAAUGGUUGCUGAGUUUGAUCCAGUGAUGGAGGAGCAUGUUCGACGUUGUGAAGCAAGGGAAUCUCAAUAUACAUAUUUUAGUCCAAAAAUUCAAAAUGAACCGAUAGAGACUUUGGCAAAUGAAGUGAAAAGGGCAAUCAUUGCAAAAGUUAAACAUGCAAAAUAUUUUUCAGUGGAUGGCACAUCAGGUCUUGAGUUAUUAAGUGAACUUCUAAAUGUGUUAACUAGAGUUGGGAUUGACAUCGAUGACAUAAGAGGGCAGGGGUACGACAACGGGUCUAACAUGAGUGGAAGACACAAAGGUGUACAAAAAAGAUUGCUUGAAAUAAAUCUGAGAGCCUUUUACACACCAUGUGGUUGUCAUAGUCUUAAUUUGGCCUUAGUUGAUAUGGUGGAAUGUUGUCCUAAAGCCAAAUCCUUCUUUGGAGUGGUGCAACGCAUCUACACAUUGUUUUCUUCCUCUACAAAGAGAUGGAAAAUUUUUAAAGAUAAGGUGUCUGGUUUGACCGUUAAGCCAUUGUCACAUACCCGUUGGGAAAGUCAUGUUGAAAGUGUUAAAGCCAUAAAAGAGCAAAUUGUAAAUAUAAGAGAUGCUUUACAUGACUUAGCAGAAGUUGCUGAAGAUUCUAAAACAAAGAGUGAUGCGGAGACCUUAGCACUAUAUGAUCUUGGGAGUUUUGAGUUCUUGCUUGGAAUGGUUGUAAAAUACCGAAAAUAG